AUGUCUACACUAGCUGACGAGCUGCUCAAUGAUUUUGAGGACUCAGGUUCUGAAGGUGAGGGUGAGCAGCAGAACGGAUUCCUUCGAGAUGACGCGACACCGCCCGCAACCAACGGCCGAGCUCAAGCUCCUGAAGGGUCUAUGGUCUUAGAUGGAGACGAAGAAGAUGUGAGCGAGGACGAAGAAACAGCUCUCGGAGGUGUAAGAGCGACUGGCGCCGCUGCAAACGUCGAAGAUGAGGAAGAAGCCAAGGCCAAGGUUGAGAAGAUGCAACUUGGGGGAGUGAAUGAUGUGCGAAGUGUUGCAGGUCUGAUGGAGACGCUGGAACCAGUAUUACAGAAAAUCUCCCAUUACCAAAAUCGUCCACCUGGGCAGCAGACCACUUUUGUUGGUUCGAUCGAAGACAAUCCGGAGUAUCAUCUUCUCACACAGUCCAAUACGCUUUCCACGUCAAUUGACAAUGAGAUAAUCCUGGUGCACAAGUACAUCCGCGACCACUACUCAAUCCGCUUCCCGGAGCUGGAGACACUCGUUACAAACCCUCUCGACUACGCCAAGUCUGUCGCAAUCAUUGGCAAUGGGCCCAUGGAUAACAUCAAAGAACUUGCGCAGAAGACCGAUAACAUUGUCAGCGCAUCGCUGAAGUCGAUCUUAGACGGACCUUCGCUCAUGGUUGUUACUGUCGAGGCUACCACGUCGAGAGGACGAGAAAUGACAGAGGCAGAGCUGCAAAGAGUUUUGAGAGCUUGCGAGAUGACCUUAUCCUUAGAUCGAGCGAAGAGAGUACUCACCGAAUACGUUCAAUCAAGGAUGAAUCUAUUCGCACCGAAUCUCACAGCGCUGAUCGGGUCCCUCACUGCAGCGCAGCUGCUUAAUUUUGCUGGAGGUUUGACCGGCCUUGCGAAGACCCCGGCGUGCAAUCUACCUCCACUUGGAUCGAAGAAGCAAUCACAGACCGGCUUUGCCACUAAUGUUGGUGUACGGCAGCAAGGCUUCCUCUAUCAUUCUCCCAUAAUCAAAGGCAUACCCAAUGACCUCAAGCGUCAAGCCAUGCGUAUAGUUGCUGCAAAAGUCGUCCUCGCAGCUCGCGUUGAUCGUGUUCACAAUAGCCCUGACGGCUCCAGCGGCGAACAGCUCAAAUCGGACUGUUUAGACCGCCUCGAAAAACUCACAGAACCUCCCCCUAAUAAAGGACCUCGAGCUUUGCCUGCUCCAGAUGAUAAGCCAUCUAGAAAACGUGGUGGCCGACGUGCCCGCAAAGCCAAAGAAGCGACGGCAAUGACUGACCUUCGCAAAGCGCAGAACAGGAUGGCAUUUGGUAAGGAGGAGAAAGAAGUCGGUUAUGCAGAGACCACGAAAGGUCUCGGUAUGAUCGGCCAGGCGAAUGAGGGCCGCAUCCGCUCUCAGCAAAUCGAUCAGCGAACGAAAGCCAAGCUCAGCAAAAACAACAAGGGAUGGGGCACUGCAACGCCUCUCGGUUCAGGUACCGCAACCUCCCUUCGCGGAUUUGGACAGUCUGGUGGCAACACCUUCGCUCAGCAUGGCUUACGAACAGCUGGCGUUGGGGCUGGCACGAGCGGGACUGCGAGUAGCAUUGCUUUCACGCCCGUGCAAGGACUGGAGCUUGUGGAUCCUAAGAUGCAGGCUGAACGGAAAAGGAAGCUAGCUGAGGAGGAUGAUCGGUGGUUCAAGGGUGGUACUUUCACGCAGGUUGGGGGUGCUGCUGCGUCUAAUGCAAAUGGAGUUGUAACAGACAGUGGAGGGUUCAAAGUACCCGGGCUGCCAGUCAAAAAGAUGGCGAAAAGGGAAGGUUGA
Messenger RNA from Letharia lupina, 1815 nucleotides. RefSeq lists its product as uncharacterized. Gene Ontology annotation, biological process: mRNA splicing, via spliceosome; spliceosomal tri-snRNP complex assembly. The record is from RefSeq and is a predicted model, not a curated record. Gene Ontology annotation, cellular component: precatalytic spliceosome; U4 snRNP; U4/U6 x U5 tri-snRNP complex. The transcript has 2 exons. Bases 1 to 1815 code for a protein of 604 amino acids. NCBI's taxonomy places the organism in Eukaryota, Fungi, Ascomycota, Lecanoromycetes, Lecanorales, Parmeliaceae.